CACAAGGGCCCGACCUUGAUGGAUGGGAUGCCCGUAGAUACACUGGCGCAUAGCCACAUCACUGUUACUGCCAGGAGGCAUCGCGAGUGACGAGCCAUGGCUGACUUCGACCGAAACGUCCUGGAGUUCUACCAGCUAUCGACGCCCUUCCCUACCGAAUGGCCCGCCGAAAAAGACAAGAGCGAUAAUUCCGAUAGCGAGCAAGAGCUGUCCAAGCAGAAGAUAAACCGCAGGAAAUCGAGAUACCAAGCGCUCGAACGCGCCGUCAGCAACAGGGCCAGCAUCGUCCAGGGGUCCGAGAAGUCGGCGAAUGGGGUGAGCAACUUGGUGCAGCGGGACGAGCCCGACCCGUUGGGGACAUCGGAUAGCGUCGUGAGAUCCCUGAAGCAAUUAGGAGUGCCCGUUCAAGAUGAUGUCCGCCUACGCAAUCGCUUCCUCCUGUCUUCUACCAGCUUCUCCCCGGCCCUGUUCCUCUCGCAGAUGCACGCUACCGCCGACACCGACUCCUUGCUGAACGGGCUUGAUAUCCUGUCGAAAUCCAUCGACCAGAAGUCGGCGUCGCUGAAGGUUCUGGUCGAAUCCAACUUCGAGCGGUUUGUACGAGCCAAGGCGACCAUUGACAAUGUCUACAAGGAGAUGAAGUAUCGCGGCGCCGAGCCCCCAUCUCCGUCUCGCGGCCGCGGCCACUCGCGGCAUCCCAGCAAAAGCAGCUUCAGGAAUAGCAGUGGCGGGGCUGCUCUUGGGCCAAACCCGCUGGUGGCGCCUCUUCUCAACGAUACUAGAAAGAAGAACGCGCUUGUCAAGGAGAGCGAUUAUGGGGUCAUGGGCAUCAAGACGCCUUUGCUCGAUGUCUCGGCAAAGGCGGAGGACGUUUGGGGCCCAGCGCUGGGCGGGCGUGAGAAGGAGGAGAAUCUCAAGACCGUAUCGACUUCCCUCGACCGGUUCAGGGAAUACAUCGAGGCGAGCUCCAAUAUUGCCGACAGCAUAAGGCGUAAGGACUACGAAGCGUUGGUGGAGGAGUAUGUCCGUGCCCGGAGGUUUGCCGACGAGACACGUAGGCUCGUUGAGGAGUUCGACUCGACCCCGCCGAGUGAGACGGAGAUGUACCAGAUUGUCCUCGCGGCACGGAUGUGGUACGAUGUCGAUGAGCAGAUCCAGCUUUUCAAGCGCGAUGUUUGGAGGAGGCUCACCUCGCUCCAUAACGUCUCCCGAGCCGAGACCUCGGUCGGGCAGCCACGAGACCAGCACGUGGAAUUGAUCAGCCUGUUGCUAGAACUCGGCGUGGACGAUAAUCCGAUCUGGGUCUGGCUCCUGAGCAAAUAUGAUUAUCUUAAGGGUAAAAUCUCAUCGACGAGCGAGCGGGCUAAAGUCGAAAUCGAAGUGCUCCGACGUCGUCUUGCCAAUGCCGACAAAGCACCGCCGCAGGCCAUGGGCACGUACCUGCGGAACCUUGGUCGCCAAUCAGUCGAGAACAAAGUCGCCGGGCUGGAUUCCGCCGAGGUCAUCGAGUUGUGGGAAAAGAUGCUGGCGUUCCUGUCAACAUUGUUGUCGGCGCAAGGUAUUCUAGGCGAAGUAGUCGAGUUCUGGCAGACUGUCGAAGGGUUUAUCGACGGAAAGGCCCAGAAGUCGUUGCCUACAGGUUACAAUGACGAAUCCCGGGACCACCAUCAACUUUCGCAGCAGGGGACUACCGAUCUACAAAAAGGUACGGUCGAACUAGUUGAUAUGAUACGGUCACACGUUUUCGAGUUCUUCGUCGGCGCCCCCCCCGAAGACAUAUCGCUUCUAUUCUCGCCCCUACCGCCCUCUCCCGGCACGCCGAAGUCAGCGGGGCUGCCUCCCAACCGGAGAGAUCCUCGUUUCAACUUCGAUGCGAAUAACCUCCCCCCGCCAUCGCCCAAGAAAGGCGAGUCUUGGGAAAAGUUUGCCUUUUGGCCGCCCACGUCCAACUCGAUCAGCGGCGUCCAUUAUCUAGCAAAGAUGCUCAACCUGGUCGGUUCUGGCGCAUCGGAAAUGGCAAGCGUUGCCCCCGUGAGCCAAGACGACGGGAAGCAGCUGGAGAUGCUCAAGACGUUGGUAGGCGCCGCGCGUGACAGGGCGGCUACAGCAUUAUGUGCUGCUUGGAAUAGAGAUUCCGAGAGCGUUAAGUGCGUCGAGGACUGGAAGCGUUCCAAAGAUAUGGGAGACGUUACGCGAAUGCCAGCCAGCUUCGCCGCCUUCGAAACCGCGUUGCUCUCGGGUAUGCAGAAGAUCCUCUACAUUCCGGAGGCGAUGGCUAAGCCAGGUGCCGGGGAUAUUGUCCUCCCACCACCAGCGAAGCUCCUACAAACAGUGAGGGGCCAGUACAUGACAACGCUCUAUAAGACGUUCAGUGGGAUGGUCGAGAAUGCAGAACGCUCCAUUAAGAAGGCAGACGACGAAUGGACUACCGACGUAGACAUGACGGCGAGGUCCGGGAGCGAGAAGGCGUCUUUAGCUGCUGGUCCUGGGACUGUCGACGCAGGAGAUAGGAACGUCCGUAUGCUCCUGACCCUCGGAAACCUUCACGCGUUGCGGACCAAGGUGGUGCCUAGUCUCAAUGGCCAAUUCGAGAACGCCUUCUCUGUUAAGCUUACCGACGAGUCUAAGCUCAUCAAGGACGUGCUUGGUCAGAUCGACGCCAGGCUGUUCCAGACAUAUACGAAGCCUUCGCUGGAAAGUCUGCGUAAGAUCAUCCGCGCCGGACUCGCUGACCCGGACUGGUCGUCUCCCAAGCCUACGGGGGUUAAGCCUUACGUGUACGAGGCCCUGCUCACGCUAGUGCUGGUACACACACAAGUGUCGACGACGGCGCCGAGCAUGACGCACCAGGUGCUCUCGUACCUGCUGGAGCAGAUCAGCCGGGAGCUGCUAGACGGGCUCAAGGCGCGGACGAGCGGGUUCGACCUGGGGGCCCUGAUGCAGGCGACGCUCGACGUCGAGUUCUUCGCGCAGACGCUGAGCCAGUACACGACGGAGCGCGCCUCGGCGACGCAGAGCGAGAUCUACACCAUGCUCGACUCCAAGACGGACAGCCAGGCGCGCGCCCGCCUCCAGGACGAGCUGCCCGGCAUGCGUGAAGUGCUCAAGAAGCUCCGCGAGCAGUCCAGGAACGAGUUCGCCUGCUUCAAGCGGCCGCGCCGCAGCCCGAACCAGAGCUCUUCCCAGUCCCAGCCCGCCCCCGAGCAGCCGCCGGCCCCGGCUUAGAUGGCUACGGUGCCUCGGACAUCCGGGGCGCGGCCAUUAGCUCAGCUGUUUUAGUCCCUGGGACCGCACAUACUGCUAUACUACAGCGGUCGGUAGCCGGGGCCGCUUGAUUAUGGCUAUCGUGUCAGCAACCGUUCCGUCAAGUGAAAUGCUUGACGGAUAUGAAAAUGGAGAAGGACAGGGAUUGUUGAUGUUAGGGAGAGGGGGGUGAUUGCCCUUGGCAAUAUGCCUA
Durotheca rogersii is the source of this 3457-nucleotide messenger RNA. RefSeq names its product exocyst complex component Sec5-domain-containing protein. The record is from RefSeq and is a predicted model, not a curated record. The transcript is spliced from 3 exons. Lineage: Eukaryota; Fungi; Ascomycota; Sordariomycetes; Xylariales; Xylariaceae. The coding region runs from base 97 to 3225 and encodes 1042 amino acids. Gene Ontology annotation, biological process: Golgi to plasma membrane transport; exocytosis. Gene Ontology annotation, cellular component: exocyst.